Molecule: messenger RNA, 843 nt
Organism: Ilex paraguariensis (yerba mate)
Lineage: Eukaryota; Viridiplantae; Streptophyta; Magnoliopsida; Aquifoliales; Aquifoliaceae
Source: the annotation of a GenBank genome assembly
AUGAAUAUACAGUUUCAGGUGGUAGUUUUAAGUUCUAAUCUGGGAUGCUCUUACUGUCGAGAGAGAGUUUACCAAGUCGUGUCGAAGAUUACAGUCCUGAAAGAGUACACAGUGGAUGUUCGAAAAAAACAAGUGAUUCUCAAGGGAGAUGUCAGCUUAUCACGUAGUGAUAACGCUUCCAAGAAGAAAACGAAGAAUGGGUGGGGGGCGGUGGUACCAAAUGGGGCAGUCGAUGUAACAAAAGAAAGUCAGUUUAAAUUGGGAACUGACUUCUCACCAGUCGGCAAUGGUGGUGGUACAAAUGGCCAUUUGAAUGGAGGAAACUUAGGGAAACCGGACGGUAGAGGUGGUGGCACAAAUGGCCAUUUGUGUCUAGGAAACUUAGGGAAACCGGACGGUAGAGGCGGUGGCACAAAUGGCCAUUUGUGUCGAGGAAACUUAGGGAAACCGGAUGGUAGUGGCGGUGGCACAAAUGGCCAUUUGUGUCGAGGAAACUUGGGGAAACCGGAUGGUAGGGGUGGUGGCACAAAUGGCCAUUUGUGUCGAGGAAACUUGGGGAAACCGGAUGGUAGGGGUGGUGGCACAAAUGGCCAUUUGUGUCGAGGAAACUUGGGGAAACCAGCUGGUAGUGGUGGUGGUACAAAAGGCCAUUUAGGACGUCCCCAGAAAUUCUCAGUGCUUAUGUCAUCGAUUUGUGCUGAAACAUGGGCAUUGUCGGUUUGUGCUGCAACUUUGGCAUUAAGGGCUCUUCCAUGGGAGAGAGUGACCAACAAACAUGUGAAAAGGAAAAAGAAGAGGAGGGUGCUUAAGCUUCUCUUGGCCAUGGCUGAUACACUUUGCUAA